Puntigrus tetrazona (Sumatra barb) is the source of this 4019-nucleotide messenger RNA. RefSeq names its product sialoadhesin-like. The transcript is spliced from 9 exons. Lineage: Eukaryota; Metazoa; Chordata; Actinopteri; Cypriniformes; Cyprinidae. The record is from RefSeq and is a predicted model, not a curated record. The coding region runs from base 174 to 1691 and encodes 505 amino acids.
UUCAAAUAUGAGCACUGCUUUUGACACCACAUUUUGAUAACCACAUUAAAUUUAAACAGUUCAUGUAGAAUCUAUUGCGAUAAAUAAAUGGUUGAAAAAUUAACGUGGGCCUGUCUCACAACGUUGUUGUUUUCCUUUUAAUUGAACAAGUGGAUUAUUUUGAAAGGUAAAACAUGACUUCAGCAAAGCAAGACUUCAGUCUUGUAGUACUGAUCUUACUUCUACACGUUUCAGAUUCUCUAACACUGAACUACGUUUCUGUGAACUGUACGAAUAUUUGUGCUCUGAGGGAAACCAGUGUGCACUUGAAGUGCUCUUAUAACAGCAACAUCACACCUGUGUUCUGGUUCAGUGAGAAACAAAGUAAAAACUGGAGAAACGACAAUGAACCUGAAGAUUUGACUUUAGACUCAGACUACUCAGGACGAGUGAAACAUGAGAUCUUCAGCGGGUCUUCAACACUCACAAUAUCAGACCUGAGAGAGACAGACGCUGGAGAAUAUCAGCUCAUGUUUGUGGAUGGUGGAGUUAAACAUCUCAGCUCAGCAGCCGUCAGUCUAACAGUCACAGACCUGCAGGUGAGGAAGAAUUCUACAUCUAUAGACGCCAGAGGUCGGAGAUUCGAGAUACUGACCUGUGAUACUUCCUGUGAUUUGACAUCCAGACCUCAGAAUUUCUACUGGAAAAGAAAUGGACGAUAUUUACUAGAUAUUAAUUCGAGGAGGAUUGCAGUUUAUCCUCAAAGUUCUGGCAGUUACUCCUGUUUUCUUACUGCAGACCUUCUGAAUUCCUCGUCUCCUGUGUGUGUUUUUCAGAGCAGCUGCUGGGAUGUGACUUACACCUCUAGAAGAGUCUGUGCUGUGGUGGGAUCAACUGUAGAGAUUUCCAGCACAUACUCACAUCCCCCUGGUCAUACUGUAAGAAAAAAAUUCUGGCAUUACGGUCCAUCUGGUGAUUUCAAGGAUCUGCUUAAGGAGUCUCAAUUUGCUGGUCGUGUGGAGUAUGUGGAGAACAAACUGAGAAUCAAAGAUCUCAAGAUCAGUGACUCUGGAGUAUAUAGAUUCAGGAUCAUCACUAAAUUAAAUGGCCAAUAUUCAGGAUCACCUGGAGUCAUUCUUACGGUUACAGGCACACAGAUGAAAAGAAGCCAAGUCUUUCUAUCAGAGAGACAGGAAGGGAUAUUAAGCUGUUCAGCCAACUGCACUGUGAACAAAAACACCUCUUACAUCUGGUACAAGAACAGACGACAGGUGACAGAUGGGUUCACUAAAGACAACAAGCUGUAUCUGGACUCAGUCAGCAGUGAAGAGCUUCAACAGUAUUCCUGUGCUGUAGGAGACCCAGAAAUCCAGAUACCAGACUCAGAGGUGAACACAGCUUUACUGAGCACUGCCAUCAUAUUCUCUGCGUUUCUGAUUCUUGCCCCCAUAGGAGUCUUGUGGUACAGAAGGAGAAAGAAUAAUUCAUCUCACCAGAAAAAGGACAAUAAGGGCAGUGUGCAGUCUGAUUCAGCUGCGCUGUACGAGAACGCUGCAGGCUUGUCUACGGUCUGCACACAGCAAGAUCACAUGAAGGAUCGGGAUGUUUUUUAUUCAACUAUUAAUUUCAAGCAGCCUGACACUUCAUCAGCUCCUACCGCUGUACAGUCAACCACAGACGAUGUUCAUUAUGCUGCUGUGAAGUUCUGCUGAACAUUAGUAAAACCGUAACUUAAAGUACAAGUACAUAGUAUUACAGAAUGAUAUAGAAUUAAUACAUUUACUCAAAAUUUAUGGACAGUGCCCACGUUAUACACCUAACUAACAAAAAAAGUACCCACGAUGCCCCCUGGAUAGCAUCUACAAACGUUCUUUAGAUGUCAUGAGUAUGUUCACGGGACGUACCGAAGGAUAUUCACAGGACGUCCUUCAUGCGCCUGAUCGACCUUGUAAGCCCCCUCUGAUCAUCACGUGUACAAUAUUAAGAAAGGAAAAUAAUUUUUUGUGUAACAUAUUUCAUAACGAGUGGAAGUGUAAUACUGUAAUGACACACAGACUCGGCUAGACCAUUGGCUAGACCAACAUUCAGUAAAAUAGCUCAUGGUAGCUCACGGUCAUUUCAAACUUCAAAAGAUUUUUUAACAAAUUAUAUAAAAUGAAAACUAUCUUGUUUUUAUUAUUUUUUAAAAUCAAGUAAUAUCUGCGUUCACCUGAAAUUGAAGAGAACAAAGAAUAUGAUAUAAGAAAAGCAAUCAUUUUGCGUGAGAAGUGGAGAGUGGAUCAGGAGCUGAAUCGUCACAAACAGCACUAAAAUACAAUGAAAAUAUUAACAGUGAUUGAUAUCAGUUUAAUGUGAAGCUUUUACAUCCACGGUCUUCAUUUUGAUCACGCUGUUGAUGUGUGCUGAACAUUCCGACUCUCUGAAAUGUAGCUUUUGGUCAACAGUGCAAAUAAUAUUUUAAGUAAGCAACAGAGUCUACAUGAACAAACACUCUACUACGUUUAAUGUUUAGAAAAUCUUACUUAUAAUUCCCACCUUCACUGUUCAUCUAGUAGAUGACCAUUACAGACUGUUUCACUUUGAAGUGAGACACAGUCACAGUAAUCACAUCUGUCUUACAACAUUAUUUUCAAAGCACUUUUUCAUUGUCUUAUAUUUUUUUAUUAGCUUAUAUUUUGUAUGUAUUGAAUCCACUGUAAUAUAAGCAAUGGCAACAACAUUGCGCUUUUGUUCAGAGUCUGGUUUUCCACAUCUGUGUACAUCUGUAUCUGUUUAUCAAAGCUGAUGUGUGAUGUCAUUAUGUUCUUCCACUGUGACAUCGUCACCUAGCAACAGUCAGAACUGUCAGCAGCACUGUGAUGUCAUGACAGUGAUAGAUUGUGUGUCCUGUUAGAUCAGGCCUUUAUGCAGGGAAUCCAGUUUCACAAAAUAUGCCUUAAAGACAUUAUGUUUUAUCUUACCACAAAAUGAGUGUUUUUUUUAACUUGGUAUGUUUUUUUUUUUUUAUUUAAGUAACAUUAAAAGGUCUAAACUUAUAAUCUGGAGUCUUCUAGUCUACCUAAUAAUUACAUAAAGUAAUUACCCUUGGAGUGUGUGUGUGUGUGUGUUUUCCUAACCAGUAUUUAUGAAAUUAUCAAAAGAUCCUUCAAGGUAUAAAAUUAUUUUUAAGGUUACAGAUUAGGUCUAGUAAAAGUUAGCUGGUUUCCAUCAUACUCUGGGUAAGCUAUUUUUAUUUUACUUACACUACGAUGACAUGAGUGUAACAUAAGUUUUGUUUUAUGUUUUUUUUAUGUUCACUCACUGAUAUUUAGUGUUUAAAUAAAGUAGGGUUUAGAGUCAUUAAAAUUACCAAUCAUUUUCCUUUCUGCCCCCGGAGUAAGUAAAACCUCCAUCUGCUCACUUUUGCUUUAUGUUCACUCCUUAAUUUUGUGUUUAAAUAAAGUGGAAAUUAGAGUCAUUAAAAUAACUUGUGUUGAAAAUGAUGUAAAUGUUUUCAAAACCAAACUAAAUCAACAGAUGCAUCCUAACAAAUUACAAACAUAUUUUACACAGGUUUUUAUAAUUCAUAAUUGACUCAGCUAAUUGCAAUAAGGUAUUCAAAAAAAUAAACUGGAAUCUAUGACGCUAACACAGUGGGUGGUUAUCUGCCGUUGCCCAAUAAAUGGAUAUAAAAUUGAAAAGGAAGGGUAAAAAGGAAGCAAAUGAUUGCCUGGUAAUCCUGAAAAAAGUAUUACGUGUGUACCAGAGUAAACCACUUUGAAAGCUGGAGAAAUCUUCAAAAUGUUUCGUAAACUCAUUGACAAAGUUUUUGACAAAAAGACUGAAUCUAAUUGUUAGUAAUAUAAAAGGAAUUUAUAAGCAAUAUUUGUAGGUCGGUCAUUUUUUAAUGGGCACACCACAAAUGUAACAAGAUUUUGAUGGUGGUAGAGAAAAUGACUGGAUCGCAACAUUAGGGUUAAGAACCGUAACAAAUGAACAUUUACUUAACUAUAUAUCACUUUAAACAAUGCUAUUGACAUAAAUUAAUUGAAUAUAAAUAU